UCGAGAAGGAAUUCAGCAGUCUCCAAUUGCUUGAAGAAGGGUAAGGUAAGGGAGUGGAGGAAUAGAGAAAGAGGGAAGCCGUGGCUAUUCUAUUCCAAAAAAAAAAAAAAAAAAGAUUCUAAGAAGAUUCGACUGUCCAGUUUUUUCGCAAUGAUGAUGAGUUUGGCCUUUGCAGUAGGAGGGGGUGGAGAUUGGAGUACUGUGGUUCCGCGAUCUUCAAUCGACGUUUAUGGAGACGAUGCAGGAGAAGUCUUAGUGAGGGCGUUGGAGGGAAUGAGUGUGGUAGACAAAGGAAUGACUUCCAACCUCGUGUUUGACUCGGAGCUGUCUAAUCUGAGGAUUCUUGAUCGAUUGAAUGAGGCGGCGGGGUGGAGAGGAAGAAGGCGGUCGAGAGGCACGAUCCUGGCGUUCCAUCCGUAUAAGGUGGGCGGUCAGGAGGUCCUCGAUGGUGAAUUGGGAGGGGUUGAGAGAGGCAGUGUCGAAGUCGUCAUCGGAGGUGGGUUAAGUGGUGUCAUUAUGGAAAAAGAGGGGGCGGGAGGGAGCGGGCGCGGACUGGUGAUGGGGGUGGAGGAGUCGAUCGUGGUGAAGCAUGUGAGAGAGGAGGUCAGCAAGGGGCAUGUCGGGUUCGUGGGCGAGGGCGGUGGCAAGAUCUUUGUGGCAUACUCGCUUGAUGUGGGAGAUGAACGCAAAGUCGGGAAUGACGGUGGUGGGGAGGUGAUGGCAGAGGGAGCGAAUGUAUUGGACGAAGCGGUCUGUGGGACCGGUUUGGCGGAGGUGGCAGAAUUGUUCGAGGUAGUCGUCAAUGGUUUUCUGGGGGCGGAAGGUGGCAGCGAGAAAUUUGGCCCAUUGGAGGAAGGAGUGACGUGGUCCUUCAGAGGCUCGGCGGUUGCUGACUUCAGCCAUCCACCAUUUGGCGGCAUUGUCGAGGAGGCGGGAGGUAGCAAUGAGGAGCCAGUGGGCAAGGGGCAUGUGGUGGUGGAGGUGGUAGGAGUGGAGGAGGUCGACGGGGGGGUGUUGCUGGAGGCGGCUGUGGAGGAGGGAGUGGUUUGCACUCUGGAGGUUGGAGUGGUUUGCGUUGUGGAGGAGGGAGUGGUUUGCGCCGUGGUGACGACCGUGAUGGAGGGGAUGGUCCCUUCGAUCGUGGUGAUGCGGUCGCAUAUGGACGACAUGUUGGCCUUUAUGUCGCCGAGAGAGGCGGUGACGGAGGUUCGGAGGGUGUUGAGUGCAUCGAGGAUGGCGGAGAGGUCGAAGGUGGCGGUGUUUGUUGGUGGUUGUUCGCCUGCGAGGUUGCGGGCGAUGCUAUCAACUGAGUCGGUGCGGAUGUCAGACAUGUUGAUGGAGGAUGCGGCCAUGUUAGGGGAAGAGGGGGUGGAGGACGUGGCUUGAACGGGUGUGGAGGAUGCCGCAGCAGCGGUGGCGGUGGCAGCAGCGUGUUGGGAGUUUUUGGUUUGGCGUGGUGCAUGUGGAGGGUGGGGGGGGAAUCCCUUAUUUAUUUAUCAAUAAAUUCAAAAAUAAAGA
This is a messenger RNA of Chara braunii, 1518 nucleotides long. The record is from the annotation of a GenBank genome assembly. NCBI's taxonomy places the organism in Eukaryota, Viridiplantae, Streptophyta, Charophyceae, Charales, Characeae.